AUGAACCUCAUCAUCAGCCAUGCUCUCGACCUGAACACUUCCAACAUCGAGGUGGACCUGGACCCUACCGACCUUACCUGGAUUGGGAGCUGGGCAGCUGUCGGCGACAGCUAUACUGCAGGCAUCGGGUCCGGUGACUUGUACAGCGAGAAGCAAGCCGAUUACGAUUGUUCUCGAUACGAUCUGUCGUACCCGUCCCUCCUCCAGCAUGCCCUCGGACCACAGGCCAAAGAAUUCCAGUACGUCGCGUGCAGUGGUGCUCGCACAGGUGACAUAUUCGAUCAGGUGAACAAACUGUACGGUAACCUUGAUCUGGUGGUCCUGACGGCCGGAGGAAACGACUUGUGCUUGAGCGACAUCAUCAAAACCUGUAUCUUCCUGCCCUUCCAAGGGGAACAAAAGUGCCUGGACGUCAUCAACAAGGCGCAGGAAAACAUCGAUACUAUCCUCAAGCCCAACGUCCGCGAGAUCCUGACCGCACUCCAGACCAAGAUGGGUUACAACGGAGUCAUCAUCUACGCCCUCUACGGCCAGUUCUUCAACACCGAGAACGACGACUGCGCCACCAGCCAGGACUGGGCAUUCCCGCGCCUGGAUCCCAUCAGCCCCCUUGCCCUGACCAAGGAACAUCGCGAGAAGUUCAACACGCUGGUCGUGAACAUCAACAAGGCCAUCAAGGACGUUGUGCAUGAACUUAGCCCGAGCACGGAUUCCUAUCCCUUCAUCGGCACCGCUGACUGGGACGCCUUCGUGCGCGAAGGUCUCCACGGCGAGUUUUGCCGUCCCGAGUCGACCGGCCAGUAUCCCGAUCCCUCACAGCCCAAUCUCGCCUUUUUCAAGCCCGAUACGACCAUCGGCGGAAAGCGCGAACUGAAGAAGAAGCGUGACAUCAGCCUGAUGGACGGCCACAAAGCCGAGAUCGACAUCGGCAACUCCGCCCUCUACAAAUCCACCCUCUACAACUCGCCCAACCCCGGUGCUGCCGUCCUCCACCGACUCGAUCCUCGCACCCCUUCCCCCCCUGGCUGCCCGGGCGAUGAUGGGAUCUCCUUCGGCGUCGGCCUCCCCGACCGCUGGGGGCGAUACUUCCACCCAAACGAGAUCGGCCACCGCGCAAUCGCCUCCUUCAUUCUCGACGGCAUCUACAAUCAACGAUCAGGGCGCCUCGGAAAGAAAAAUCCAUCCUGCACUCGGUCGCCCAACGAAUUCCGCUGCUGGCAGAAAGACGGGCGCAAGGACUACGCCAACCCGGACCUGCUGAACACUAACUACAAGACGUACUGCAACGAAGUCAACCGGCACUACCACAACAAGAACUGGAAAGACGAACGCUGGUUCAACUCGCAGACCCCCGAGGCGCACGUCUUCAGCAUCACCCUGCAAGGCGGCGCCAACACCUUCGACGAGGCCCACUGCGUCGAGUCCUUCGAGCGCAUCAUCAACAGCUGCGACGGGAACGACCCCGAGAACCCGCUCAACUGGAAGUUCGGGGGCCGCUGGACCCGCGGAAACUACAUCUACCAGCUUGACGUCGAGAACUCCGUCAAGCGCCCGUGGCCGCCCAUGAAGGAGCUCAAUGGGUAUUGCAGCUCCUCCUACAAUGUGGUUUAUGAUUCCUAUGAGAUGCGUGGCAGGGGCUGGGCCAGCACCGACUGGGGCCAGGAUACUUUGCUGCCUGCUAUCAAGGGCUGUGUGGGCCUGGGCGUUACCGCUUGGGACUUCAAUUAUCUGGAUGAGCCGGACAGUGAUGGCAAUGAGUGGAAGGUUACCUUUAACACGCCGAUCUGGACGGCGGCGAGAUGCUUCAAUAAUAACAAGGUUGCUAUGAAGGCGGGCGGGUUCACGGAUGGUUGCAAGGGGGGUGGAUGA
Molecule: messenger RNA, 1869 nt
Organism: Aspergillus heteromorphus CBS 117.55
Lineage: Eukaryota; Fungi; Ascomycota; Eurotiomycetes; Eurotiales; Aspergillaceae
Product: SGNH/GDSL hydrolase family protein
Exons: 2
Coding region: 1-1869 (622 amino acids)
Molecular function (GO): hydrolase activity, acting on ester bonds
Source: RefSeq, a predicted model, not a curated record